UGUGACGUCACAUCUUUGCGCCGCGAUCCUUCAUUAGUGAUUCGGUUGAGCAAAUGUUUUUUAUUUUAAUGAUUUAGUGAUUAAUACAAUGCUAACUGUUUUGUUCGUUUCAUAGAAUAAACUGUUAUUAAAUGUAAGACCAUAAUGCUUUAGCUAUUAAUGAACGUUAUUUUUGUAAAUACAACCACACUUAUCAUAACAGGUGCGUCUCAUUUCAGCUUGUCUGAAGUAAAUAUUAAGGGUUUCUAUAUUUUGUGCCCUUCUGUUAAUUUAUAGUUACAGUUUUGAGUGUUUAAGGCUAAUCGGGGCAAUUGAAUAACACUCAAUAGGGACCUGAUUGAGAUCGGGAUUUUAUCAGUUAAUUAUUCUAAUCUUAUAACGUUGCAGGACAAAUUGUCUAAACACAGAGGGAAAACUCCUGGAGAUGCGACUGAGCUCUCCAUGUGACACAUCAUUAUAAAAAUGGCGCUUAUUAAAGAGGAGAGUGAAGAUGUGAAGAUUGAAGCAGCAGUCCGAGUGAAACAGGAAGAUAUCGAGACACAAACAGACCCAAUGGCUUUGAAAAAGGAAAGCCAAGAACUGAAUAAAAUGGAAGAGAAUCAGUAUGACAGAGAUCAGGAUUUUAUAACUGGAGAAAAAUCCACACAAAAUGAAAAGACUUCCCCACAAAAAAGAGCUCAAAAGACUGAAUCUACCAGUUAUUUUACAUGCUGUCAUUGUGGAAAGACUUACAGUCAAAAACAAAACCUUGAUGUCCACAUGAGAAUUCACACUGGAGAGAAGCCUUUCAGCUGCCAACAGUGUGGAAAGAGUUUCACUCAAAAACAAUACCUUAAAAUCCACAUGAGGGUUCACACUGGUGAUAAACCUUAUACUUGCACUCAGUGUGGACAGAGUUUUACACAAAAAGGAAACCUUAAUGCCCACAUGAGAGGUCACACUGGAGAGAGUCCUUACACCUGUGGACUGUGUGAGAAGAGCUUCUCACGAAAAGAACGUCUUAAGACUCACAUGCGAAUUCACACUGGAAAGAAGCCGUUCAUAUGUGACCCAAUGGCUUUGAAAAAGGAAAGCCAAGAACUGAAUAAAAUGGAAGAGAAUCAGUAUGACAGAGAUCAGGAUUUUAUAACUGGAGAAAAAUCCACACAAAAUGAAAAGACUUCCCCACAAAAAAGAGCUCAAAAGACUGAAUCUAACAGUUAUUUCACAUGCUGUCAUUGUGGAAAGACUUUCAGUCCAAAACAAAACCUUGAUGUCCACAUGAGAAUUCACACUGGAGAAAAGCCUUUCACCUGCCAACAGUGUGGAAAGAGUUUCACUCAAAAACAAAACCUUAAAGUCCACAUGAGGGUUCACACUGGUGAUAAACCUUAUACUUGCAUUCACUGUGGACAGAGUUUUACACAAAAAGGAAAUCUUAAUAACCACAUGAGAGGUCACACUGGAGAGAGUCCUUACACCUGUGGACUGUGUGAGAAGAGCUUCUCACGAAAAGAAAGUCUUAAGACUCACAUGCGAAUUCACACUGGAGAGAAGCCGUUCAUAUGUGGUCAGUGUGGAAAGAGUUUCAGAUGUAAAGAAAAGCUUAAUUGUCACAUGAGGAUUCACUAGAGAGAGAACAGUUUUAUGUCAUCAUUGUGGAAAGAGUUUUCCUGACAGGAACCACCUCAGAAAUCAUGUACAGUAGUUGGCCAGCCUAUCUGGGCUUUACCGCCGCACGUGCCGCCGGUGCCGCGGCGGUAACUGUAAUUCAGUCGCGUGUUAAAAUCAUUCGCGAAACUACCGCCAGGUGGCGCAAAGGGACGGAUUGCGAAAUGAAUG
This is a messenger RNA of Carassius carassius (crucian carp), 1821 nucleotides long. RefSeq names its product gastrula zinc finger protein XlCGF8.2DB-like. The coding region runs from base 463 to 1611 and encodes 382 amino acids. Lineage: Eukaryota; Metazoa; Chordata; Actinopteri; Cypriniformes; Cyprinidae. The transcript has 3 exons. Gene Ontology annotation, cellular component: nucleus. Gene Ontology annotation, biological process: regulation of transcription by RNA polymerase II. Gene Ontology annotation, molecular function: RNA polymerase II cis-regulatory region sequence-specific DNA binding; DNA-binding transcription factor activity, RNA polymerase II-specific. The record is from RefSeq and is a predicted model, not a curated record.